AUGAUAAGAGGACAACAAACAAGAGCCCAGGUACCAACACUACGAACCACAAGAGGACACCUCACCCAAUUCCCAGAAGAAAUAGCCGAGGAGUUCCGCGCAUACUACACGACCCUAUACAAUAUCCACGCGGACCGACCUAACGAGCUACAGGACACUACCGCCAGAGAAACAGAACAAUAUCUACAAGGAUUCCAACCAGAG
Messenger RNA from Pelobates cultripes (western spadefoot toad), 204 nucleotides. The record is from the annotation of a GenBank genome assembly. NCBI's taxonomy places the organism in Eukaryota, Metazoa, Chordata, Amphibia, Anura, Pelobatidae.